Molecule: messenger RNA, 2263 nt
Organism: Pungitius pungitius (ninespine stickleback)
Lineage: Eukaryota; Metazoa; Chordata; Actinopteri; Perciformes; Gasterosteidae
Gene: nr2f5
Product: nuclear receptor subfamily 2, group F, member 5
Exons: 4
Coding region: 914-2140 (408 amino acids)
Biological process (GO): regulation of transcription by RNA polymerase II; cell differentiation; anatomical structure development
Molecular function (GO): RNA polymerase II cis-regulatory region sequence-specific DNA binding; nuclear receptor activity; zinc ion binding
Source: RefSeq, a predicted model, not a curated record
GAGCGGCGGUACGAGGCAGCCUGCUGGUGACACUUUCCUCCAAAUCCGUGGCUUCGCUUCUCGGAGACGACGAGGACGGACCAGUCGGGAGGGUGAAGCGACGCACUCGAGACGGCCAAACGAUCGUCGUGCGCGUUUAACGGUUCUCCCGCUGAAGCUUUUCCGCCCACGCGGACAUUUUUAGUGAGAGAGAGAGCGAGAGCGCGCGCGUGUUGGGGUUGAGAAUCGAAGUCGGGACCUCCAAGCGGCGCGCACGGACCUCCAGAGGAACGGGUAUCGCUUCGAGGGGAAGACGGGAGGGGGGCGGGGGGGCUUGUCCUGCGCUUUACUCUCCGGGACGGGAGUGAAUCAAAUCCGACGCAGAACAACGUGGAAUGCGGUCAUCCAGGAGGCACGAUCUGUCUCGCACGAACAUAGAGGCGAGGGGCUGCUGAGCGGCUGAGAGGCGAGACGUCGCUUGUCUGUUGUGUUCUGUCGCCUUUUUUUUCUUCUUCUUUUUUCUUUUUUAAAUUCUCGAGGCGAGGAAGAAUUGGGGAAACAGCGUUUUAUUUGUUUUCGCAGCUGAAUGAACUGGAGUGACUUUUCUUAGAGGUUACACUCUGGGGAACAACGCGUUUUAUGGAUCGCUGCGCAGCGGCGGACACCGGGAGUUGUAGGCGUCGCUCUUACGCAUCGAUCAUGUUGAUACCUCGCUGUUGCUGUGAACUUUGGUAGAUGUUCGCAGAAAGAAAAGAAAAAAACAACCUCAGAAAUAGACAAAAUACGCCCCGAGUAUAAACACGCUCAGAUUGACAGCGGAAGUGGGAAGCGCCUUUUUGCCCUCCCUCAUUUUUCCUUCUCCGAAGACGUCGGGACGGAUCACUCGCUCUCUCCUUCUGUGGUUUUAACAAAGACCAAAGUGUUUGGGGAUAGCAUGGCAAUGGUAGUAAACCAGUGGCCAGAGAACAUUUCUGCAGAUCCGGGGUCCCAGCUCCAGAUAUGUGGCCAGGAGCCAGGCGGGGCCCCGGGUACCCCCAACGGUUCCACCCCGGGGAACGACGCACUUUCCGGGGACAAGAUCCCCAACGUGGACUGCAUGGUGUGCGGGGACAAGUCCAGCGGGAAGCAUUACGGCCAGUUCACCUGCGAGGGAUGCAAAAGCUUCUUCAAGCGCUCGGUGAGGCGGAACCUCUCGUACACCUGCCGGGGGAACCGAGACUGUCCCAUCGACCAGCACCACCGGAACCAGUGCCAGUACUGCCGGCUGAAGAAGUGCCUCAAGGUCGGCAUGAGAAGAGAGGGUAAGACCAUAGCUGUGCAGCGAGGACGCACAUCAAACUCCCAGACCAGCCCGGGGCAGUACCUGACCAACGGCACCGACCCGUACAACGGCCAGCCCUACCUGUCCGGCUUCAUUUCGCUGCUGCUGCGGGCCGAGCCCUACCCCACGUCUCGCUACGGGGCCCAGUGCAUGCAGGGAAACAACCUGAUGGGCAUCGAGAACAUCUGCGAGCUGGCGGCCCGGCUGCUCUUCAGCGCUGUUGAGUGGGCCAAGAACAUCCCUUUCUUCCCCGAUCUGCAGCUCAUGGACCAGGUGGCGUUGUUGCGCAUGUCGUGGAGCGAGCUCUUCGUCCUCAACGCCGCCCAGUGCUCCAUGCCGCUGCACGUGGCGCCCCUGUUGGCGGCCGCCGGCCUGCACGCGUCGCCCAUGUCGGCGGAGCGCGUCGUGGCCUUCAUGGACCACAUCCGCGUCUUCCAAGAGCAGGUGGAGAAGCUGAAGGCCCUGCAGGUGGACACGGCGGAAUAUUCCUGCCUCAAGUCCAUUGUGCUCUUCACAUCUGACGCCAUGGGGCUCUCGGACGUGGCGCACGUGGAGAGCAUCCAGGAGAAGUCCCAGUGCGCCCUGGAGGAGUACGUGAGGAACCAGUACCCGAGCCAGCCCAACCGCUUCGGGCGCCUCCUCCUGCGCCUGCCCUCGCUGCGCAUCGUCUCCUCGCCGGUCAUCGAGCAGCUGUUCUUCGUCCGCCUGGUGGGCAAGACGCCCAUCGAGACGCUGCUGCGCGACAUGCUGCUCUCGGGCUCCAGCUACAACUGGCCCUACAUGCCUGCCGUGCAGCGCGACCGCCCCAUCUCCCUCCACUACAACGAGAACGGGCCCUGAGGUGGGGGUGGGGGGGGAAGAGACGCCGCAGCGUGGGAAGGAAACGCGGCGCUGCAACGGUCCACCUGACUUCUCGCCCAUCCAGCCGUCAUUCAUAAUUUCAACUCUACCCUCGUCUCUCCC